ACAAAGGCUACCCGUCCAUCCAGACUCUCGGGCCACCCUGCUGCUGCUUCCUGGGACCAAGCGAACGACUGCUCUACUCGCCUCGCCCCUCCGCGCAACCUCGAACUCGAAGUCGGGUAGACAGACAGACAUCAUGAAGACGAACCAUGUUGCUAAGGCGGCUCUCGCUGCUGGGCUCUGCUCCACUGCCGUGCUCGCGCAGUCUUGCUCGUCCGUCCUUGUCCCCGCCUACAAGGCACCCUCGGUCGCAAGCGGAUGGCAGGCACAGCUUGUCGCUGACGGGCUCAAGAAGCCUCGGAGCCUGCAGUUUGACAGCACCGGAGCCCUGCUCCUGGUCGAGAGCGGCAAGGGCCUCUCGCGGAUAACCUUCAAGGACAACGGCGGAACCUGUCUCCAGGUCGACAAAUCGACCUUGCUCGUCGACAACACAGGGUUGAACCACGGCCUUGCCCUCUCAAACGACGGAAAGACCAUCUACGCCUCUACCGUGAAGUCAGUCUUUGCCUUUGAGUACGAUCAGAAGACCGGCACAGUUAGCGACAACCCGCGGGUUAUCAUUGACAACAUGAGCAACAACGACCUCGUCACUCGCACGCUCCUCGUCUCGAAGAAGAAGGAUGGCUACAUCGUUGUCUCCCGCGGCGGCACCGACGACCUGGCCGGGGCGACGGUCCUCUCGUCCGGUCUCUCGCAGAUCCGCGCCUUCGACCUCUCCAACUUCACCUCGGACUCCAAGCCCUACAACUUCGACAGCUCGGGCCGCGUGCUGGGCUGGGGCCUCCGCAACUCGGUCGGCGUCGCCGAGCACCCGACUUCGGGAGGCAUCUACAGCGUCGAGAACUCGAUCGACGACGUGACGCGCGACGGCGUCGACAUCCACGAGAACAACCCGGGCGAGGAGCUCAACUUCCACGGCCUCCUCAGCGACCCGGUCGAGGGCCAGCCCAAGAACUACGGCCACCCCAACUGCUUCGCCGUCUGGGACACGGCCGAGAUCGGCGACAACGACGGCCUGGCCGUCGGCAAGCAGUUCGCCAUGACCGAGAACAGCACCAUGACCGACGAGAUCUGUGCAAAGGACUUCGUCCCACCCCGCCUGACCUUCCCUCCCCACCAGGCGCCGCUGGACAUCAAGUUCAACACCGAUGGGAGCGUCGCAUACGUCUCCUUCCACGGCAGCUUCAACAAGAAGAACCCCGUCGGCUACCGCAUCUCCUCCCUGACCUUCGACCCCAAGACAGGCGAGCCGACCGCGCCCAUCACCAGCACCGACGCCCUCUCCGACAUCAUGAGCAACCCGGACGACAACGAGUGCCCGGAGAACUGCUUCCGGCCCGCCGGCCUCACCUUCGACAGCGCUGGACGCCUGUGGCUGACGUCGGACACCACCGGCGAGAUCUACGUGCUCCAGCAGGUCACCUCCAAGGGCUCGCCCACCGCCACCGCCAGCGGCACCAUCGUCACGUCCACAAAGGGGCCCAAUAGCGCCGGCGUGAGGUCGACUGCUGCGUUGGGGUAUGCUGCUGCUGUCGCGGUUGUUGGUGCGCUGUUCGCGGUUAUGUAAAGAGGAGUCGGAGGUUGCUACGUAUAAUGCGAGUUUGUAAUUGGUGUUGAGAUUGAGACGAAGCCUUUUUGGGGCCGUUAAAGGGGGUUAGUUCGCUGAACUUUGGAAUCACUUCGAGGCCCAAGCCUGUCUUUGACUGUAUUAGGACGAACAUCCAAACGGUGCGUCGCGUGCGUCUGAGCAA
Messenger RNA from Phialemonium atrogriseum, 1748 nucleotides. Its product is annotated as soluble quino protein glucose/sorbosone dehydrogenase. The transcript has 3 exons. Lineage: Eukaryota; Fungi; Ascomycota; Sordariomycetes; Cephalothecales; Cephalothecaceae. The record is from RefSeq and is a predicted model, not a curated record. The coding region runs from base 134 to 1564 and encodes 476 amino acids.